Messenger RNA from Rhipicephalus sanguineus (brown dog tick), 1039 nucleotides. RefSeq lists its product as uncharacterized. The transcript has 6 exons. The record is from RefSeq and is a predicted model, not a curated record. The coding region runs from base 59 to 1039 and encodes 326 amino acids. NCBI's taxonomy places the organism in Eukaryota, Metazoa, Arthropoda, Arachnida, Ixodida, Ixodidae.
GCAGCAAGAUGUUGAUGAAAAUGUGCAGAACGUGAUCCUUGAACCAUCCAGGGAGACUAUGACGUGUGCAUCCAAGAGUACACAAACAAUAUCAUCUGCUUCAUUCUCCAGAAAUGGUCUGUGUAGCAGUGAACCACCUACAAAGAAAAUGCGGCUCAGUAUUCUACGAGAUAUAACUGUGCCUGUUCAAUCGGCAGUGCCAUGUCCAAAAGGCGAUCUUCGCUGUUUCUCUGUGGAGAAAAUGCAGGAAGAAAUUAAGAACCUUAAACACAAGCUUGCUGCAUCUCAGAAAAGAGCAAAGUCUUUGGAGAGGGAGAAUGAGAACCUUCAUAAAGGUAUCGACAAAUACUUCAAUAAAGACCAGCUGCAAAGUCUUCACAAGUCUACAAUGCAUGGCACAGCAUGGCAAGAUGAAACACUAGUGAAAGCUUUGAAGUUGAGACUUUCUUGUGGCUCUCAAGGGUAUAGCGUUGUUCGAGAAUUAGCCAGCCCUCUUCCAACUGAACGCACAAUUCAACGAAGAAUUGAAGGAUUCAAGUUCACUCCUGGGAUCCUGACAGAAAUGUUCGACAUCUUAAAGAUUAAGAUAAGUGUUCUAUCUGAGCAGGAGAGGCAUACCGUCCUCAUGCUCGAUGAGAUUCAGCUAACCAAAGGAAUGGAUUUUGACCCCUCAACAGUUGUACCCGACUAUAGUGCCAGCGAGAACUACCACCUGCCUGGUUUGGCAUUCGCAGACGAUCUGGUUGUUAUGGCAGAGAGUAGCCAGGAUUUGCAGUCCCUCCUCGACAUCUGCCAGACAGAGGUUACGAGUCUUGGACUUCGGUUCAACACUAAGAAAUCAGCGGUUGUCUGUCUGGCAGGAGGGAACACGGAUGCAGCGGCGCUGACCUUGGGAGGAGAACCACUGACUGCACGCAACGACUACAGGUACCUUGGUGUUACCCUGUGUGUGGAAGCCGCAAAAUACAGUCUACACGAGACCAUGAUUCGACAGGCGGCGCUGCAGGCUCAACGAAUCCUUCAUCGUCGAUGCCUCUGA